AAGUCAGGAAGGCAGGGAGUGCACCUGGGAGGAAGCAGGGGAGGGCGGGGGCCGGGACUCAGCCUGGAGCCUUCCGGGUGGGCAUCCCGGGCAGGGCAAGCGACUGAGGUGCGGAGAGGGGAGGAUGCGCCUCUCCAAAACCCUCGUCGACAUGGACAUGGCUGACUACAGUGCUGCGCUGGACCCGGCCUACACCACCCUGGAAUUUGAGAAUGUGCAGGUGUUGACGAUGGGCAAUGAAACAUCCCCAUCAGAAGGUGCUAACCUUAAUGCGACCAACAACCUGGGUGUCAGUGCCCUGUGUGCCAUCUGUGGAGACCGGGCCACAGGCAAACACUAUGGUGCCUCGAGCUGUGACGGAUGCAAGGGCUUCUUCCGGAGGAGCGUGAGAAAGAACCACAUGUACUCCUGCAGAUUUAGUCGGCAGUGCGUGGUGGACAAAGACAAGAGGAACCAGUGCCGCUACUGCAGGCUCAAGAAAUGCUUCCGGGCUGGCAUGAAGAAGGAAGCCGUCCAAAAUGAGCGGGACCGGAUCAGCACUCGCCGGUCAAGCUAUGAGGAUAGCAGUCUGCCCUCCAUCAAUGCGCUCCUGCAGGCUGAGGUCCUGUCCCAGCAGAUCACCUCCCCUGUCUCCGGGAUCAAUGGAGACAUUCGGGCAAAGAAGAUUGCCAGCAUUGCAGACGUGUGCGAGUCCAUGAAGGAGCAGCUGCUGGUGCUCGUUGAGUGGGCCAAGUACAUCCCAGCUUUCUGCGAACUCCCCCUGGAUGACCAGGUGGCCCUGCUCAGAGCCCACGCCGGCGAGCACCUGCUGCUCGGAGCCACCAAGCGAUCUAUGGUGUUCAAGGACGUACUAUUACUAGGUAAUGACUACAUCAUCCCCCGGCACUGCCCGGAGCUGGCAGAAAUGAGCCGGGUGUCCAUGCGCAUCCUUGACGAGCUGGUGCUGCCAUUCCAGGAGCUGCAGAUCGAUGACAAUGAGUAUGCCUGCCUCAAAGCCAUCAUCUUCUUUGACCCAGAUGCCAAGGGGUUGAGUGACCCGGGUAAGAUCAAGCGGCUGCGGUCCCAGGUGCAGGUGAGCCUGGAGGACUACAUCAACGACCGCCAGUACGACUCGCGCGGCCGCUUCGGCGAGCUGCUGCUGCUGCUGCCCACGCUGCAGAGCAUCACCUGGCAGAUGAUCGAGCAGAUCCAGUUCAUCAAGCUCUUCGGCAUGGCCAAGAUCGACAACCUGCUGCAGGAGAUGCUGCUGGGAGGAUCCUCCAGUGAUGCAACUCAUGCCCACCACCCCCUGCACCCUCACCUGAUGCAGGAGCACAUGGGCACCAACGUCAUUGUUGCCAACACGAUGCCUGCUCAUCUCAGCAACGGACAGAUGUGUGAGUGGCCCCGACCCAGGGGGCAGGCAGCUACCCCUGAGACUCCACAGCCCUCACCGCCAGGUGGCUCUGGAUCUGAACCCUACAAGCUCCUGCCAGGAGCCAUCGCCACAAUUGUCAAGCCCCCCUCCGCCAUCCCCCAGCUGACUAUCACCAAGCAAGAAGUUAUCUAGCAAGCCGCCGGGGGUCGGGGGCUCUGCUGGCCCUCCAGCCCCCUCAGAGAGCCCCUGGUGGUCACUUGGUCACAGUGAAGGAAGCUGUGAUGACAGGGCCAGUCCCAGAGCAGUAAUGAAAAGAGCAAAGGGCCCAAGAACUUGGGCUGUGGGCCAUGUCACAUUGCCACUCUCCACCCCUGCUCUGGAUGAUGGGGCUUUGACUUGGGGAGACCCAGCUGGAAAAUCCUCUGCUGCCUUGGACAACGUUUCUCUGGCCAAAGCCACUGCCUUCCCCUUCAUUCAUAUCUACCCCCAACUGCUUCACCCACAAAGGACCACUGCCUGGAGACGACAUGGGACCUUGCUCAAACACAGCUCCCUUCCCCCUCGGGCUGGUACUUCUCCCCUAGUGCUGUCAUAGUGUCCGGACACAGAGAGCCCUUUCAGGGCCUGGAUCGCGGUCCCUUACUCCUCCCCGCUCUGUGCCCCAGCCUCCAGGGGUCCUCUCCAUCUGCCACUGUCACCUUCCUCAGCCAUUUUCGUUUCUUCAAAGCCACCUCUGCAGAGGCUGAGGAAGACUUGGAAACUAUUCUCCCAGUCAUCCUGGGAACAUUUUUAAAGCACUGACUGGGGCUAGGCACGUGUAGGAGGCUGAUGAGAAGGAAGACACUUUCUGCCUCUGACCCACGGCUCUCCCCUUCUUCAGGGACUUGGGUGGAUCCCUUGGUUCGGUGUGAUGAUCUCUACAGGCUCUCAACAGUGGUGGACAACUGCAACAGGAACU
Molecule: messenger RNA, 2315 nt
Organism: Miniopterus natalensis
Lineage: Eukaryota; Metazoa; Chordata; Mammalia; Chiroptera; Miniopteridae
Gene: HNF4A
Product: hepatocyte nuclear factor 4 alpha
Biological process (GO): regulation of DNA-templated transcription
Cellular component (GO): nucleus
Molecular function (GO): RNA polymerase II cis-regulatory region sequence-specific DNA binding; zinc ion binding; nuclear steroid receptor activity
Source: RefSeq, a predicted model, not a curated record